This is a messenger RNA of Triticum dicoccoides, 1858 nucleotides long. Its product is annotated as translocon at the outer membrane of chloroplasts 64-like. Bases 148 to 1569 code for a protein of 473 amino acids. The record is from RefSeq and is a predicted model, not a curated record. NCBI's taxonomy places the organism in Eukaryota, Viridiplantae, Streptophyta, Magnoliopsida, Poales, Poaceae. Gene Ontology annotation, molecular function: protein binding. The transcript is spliced from 13 exons.
UGCAGAUUCCAUGUCAGUGGUUAUAUAACAAGUUUCGGCAGCCUAGAAUGGGCGAAGACACACGAUGCAGCAACACAAACAUCUCUAGUGGUUUCAACUCUUGUAGACGGUGGUGCUAUUUGUGUUGGGAAAACUGUUAUUGAUGAGAUGGCAUAUAGUAUCCAUGGCGAGAAUAAACAUUUUGGUACACCAACAAAUCCUGCAGCUUCCGACCGAGUACCUGGAGGAUGCUCAAGUGGAUCAGCUGUUGCUGUUGCUGGUGGCAUGGUAGAUUUCGCCUUGGGUAUCGAUUCCAUUGGAGGAGUAAGGGUACCAGGUGGCUAUUGUGGCGUACUGGCGUUCCGGCCUUCACAUGCUGUUAUAUCCAACAGUGGUGUUAUUCCUGUAGCUCCUAGCCUAGACACUAUAGGCUGGUUCGCGAAGGAUCCGAUUGUAUUGCGUCGUGUUGGUCAUCUUCUUCUGAAAUUAUCUUAUACUGAUAUUCGUCUACCGAGACACUUCUACAUAGCAGAUGAUUGUUUUGAAAUUUCAAAGAUACCUGCAAGAAGGUUAACUCAGGUGGUGACAAAAUCUGUGGAAAAGCUGUACGGAAGACAAGUCUUGAGUCAUGUGAAUCUUGGAAAUUAUUUGGCUUCAAAAAUACCCAGCCUGCGGAACUAUUCAAACGGGCAAAAGAAUGGGGACUCAAAGUUUUCUUCAUUGCAAGCACUUUCUAGCGCCAUGCAGUUGCUUCACAAGCAUGAAUUUAGAGAUCAGCAUAACGAGUGGAUAAACUCGGCAAAGUCUGCCGUUGAUGCUUCCAUAGUUGGUAAUUUGUCUGAUGAUUGUGAUUCAACUAUUAAUAUCGUCCAAGAUGCAAGAAAGGAAGUGCGCUUAGCUCUCAACGCACUUCUUAAGGAUGAUGGAAUUCUGGUCAUCCCAACUGCUCUGGGAUGCCCUCCAAAAAUUAAUGCCAGGGAGCUCUCGUCUACAAGCUACAAUUCUGAGACAUUAUGCCUUCAAUCUUUAUCUAGUAUGUCUGGGUGUUGUCAGGUUACUGUUCCCAUCGGUACACAUGACAAGUGUCCUAUUUCGGUUUCCUUCAUUGCGAGGCAUGGUGGUGAUCGCUUUUUGCUGGACACCACUCAAGCCAUAUAUGCCACCAUCCAAGAGCAAGUUGAGAUCCUAGCAAAAUCUAAUCCCUCAAGUAAAGAGGCGAUGAGUGAAGAAGCUGCUGAAGCUGCUAAAGAGAAAGGUAACAGUGCAUUUAAGGAGAAGCAAUGGCAAAAGGCAAUAAAUUUAUAUACUGAAGCAAUCAAAUUAAAUGGCAAAGUAGCCACAUACUACAGUAACAGGGCUGCGGCUUUUCUCGAACUAGCUAAUUAUCGCCAAGCUGAGACAGAUUGCACUAGCGCCAUCGAUAUUGAUCCAAAGAUUGUCAAAGCUUACUUGCGAAGAGGCACGGCAAGAGAGAUGCUUGGAUACUAUAAGGAGGCUGUCGAUGAUUUUAGCCAUGCCCUUGUUCUAGAGCCAAUGAACAAGACGGCUGGUGUAGCUAUUAAUAGAUUAAAGAAGCUAUUCCCUGCCUGAGCGCCACGGAUCUGUGAUGCGGCAUAUGCUCUGUGCGCUUCGCAAGGGUACUGAAUCGUCAUUGCUGGUGGCAACGGGGUUGUCAUUCGUGGAGUCAUUUUACAUGUUCUCCCCCAAGUUUUGAUAAAGCAAAGUAAAAAAAGCAUAGGUUUGGAGAGUCGAUCAUAGCAGCAAUAUGUCCUCAGAUGUGAUCUACCAAUGCGCUCCCGUCAUGUAUAAUAUCGAUUUUGACAAUUAUUUGUUGAAACAGCUUGAUUUUGCCAGUAAAAUGCUCUGCAGUGCCGCCGUA